AUGGAGACGCCGUUAGACAUAAAACGUACCAUAACACACGAAGAAAUUGCCAUAUCAAAAGCUGUUUUUACGUUUAAUACCGACGAAGACCUAACAGUAAUAUGGUACGAUGAUCAACUCGAUGACAGUAUCCGACUUCUUCUCGAACAUUCCUGUGAUCACACUCAAAUUUGUUAUUCAUUGAACGAAUUAAUUACUGUUUUGGAUAAUAUUAUCAAUGAAAAAAUCAUUUUAAUUGUUGCCGGACGGUAUUCUCGUCAAGCAUUAUCUUCAGUUCAUAUUCACGACGUAAUUGACUCGAUUUAUAUAUUCUGUUUUAAUCGUUCAUACUAUGAAGAUCUUCUCGAAGGAAAUCAAUACCCCAAAUUACUCGGUAUAUACACAGAAUACCAAGCAUUAUUUACUGCUUUAGAGAAACAAAUUCAUUGUUUAUUGAAACAUUUGUCUAUAUUCAACUUGUUUAGUCGUAUUGAUAAGCCAAUACGUGAACUAGAACAUGAGUCAGCUAGUUAUUUAUGGUAUCAAUUAUUGCGUGAUACAUUAAUGACAAUGGAAACAGAAAAUGACCGAUGCAAGCAGGAAUUAAUCGAUGUUUGCCGAUCAUAUUAUCGAUCAAAUGAGAAAUUCUUAGAACAAAUCAAGUUAUUCGAUCAGACAUAUAAAGCAUCGGAUGCGAUUUAUUGGUAUACGAAAGAUUGCUUUCUAUAUCGAUUUGUAAAUAAAGCGUUGAGAACAGAAGAUAUCGAAACGUUGUAUCGUUUAAGGUAUUUCAUUAAAGACCUUUGUAAAAACUUAAAAUCGAUAUUUGAUGACAAUCUCGAAACAUUUCAAAUUGCAAUGGAAUCAAUCACAGUUUAUCGUGGUUUAACAUUACCGUUAUCGGUUAUCGAUCAAUUAAGACAAUCGAUUGGAAAAUACAUCUCAACGAAUGGAUUUCUGUCGACAACGUUUAAACGAGAUGUUGCAGAAAUGUUCAGCGCGAACGUCAUUUUCGAGAUUAAAAUCGAUACAGACCUAAACAAUAUCGUCUACGCUUAUGUCUCCCGAAUGAGUAUUAAUCCGUCCGAAGAUGAAGUUCUAAUCGAUCUCGGUGCUGUUUUUCAAAUCGUCGACGUCCAAUACAUAAAUAAGAAAUAUACUAUCUCAAUGAUUGGUGUUAGUAAUGACAUUGAUUAUUUAAAAAAUGAUUACUUUCAAGUUGAACGAGAAUAUCUACAAGAAAAUUUGGAUGAUAACGUUCUUUCAAACAUUAAUGCCCAUUCGUUUUUCGGCAAAUUUCUGUCAAUUAUUGGCUCCCAUAAAAAGGCAAUUGCUUAUUAUGAGGAGUUGUAUAAAAACUGUUUAGCAUGUAAUAAGGACCCCUUACUAAGAGAUUAUGAAAUUUAUAUUAUCACCGGAAAUCUUGCGGAUGCAUAUGGAGGUAUUCAACAAUAUGAUUUCGCUUUGAAAUACGCUUUCGAGUCUUACGAAACACAGAAGAAUUUUCGUCAUAAUUAUUCAACGCCAAUAGCUGCUAGUUUACUAAGGUUAAGUUUGAUAUAUCUAGCUAUUGAACAAGUUCAACUAGCAUACGAUUUCGUUGAAGAAGCGUUUCGUACUUUAUCUGAUCAUUGUAACGUUCAGCUACUUGGUGCACUUCAUUUCUGUAUGAGUCGAUGUUAUUUUAAACAAAAGAGAUACUCUGAUGCAUUAGAACAUUGCCAACAAGCAUUGGAAAAGUUUGGUGAAACGAGAAAUUCGAUUGCCAAUGCGGAAAUCUAUCAUCUUAUGGGUCAUAUUUUCCGAAAACAAUCAAAUACUGACAUGGCUAUUGACUCUUAUCAAAAAGCUUUAGUCUGUCAACAAAAUAUUUAUUCGAGAUCUCAUCUGCUACAAAUACAAACAUGUCACAGUCUUGGCGAAGCUUAUCAGUUAGCUGGGAUGCAUCAAUUAGCACUGAAUCAAUAUCUCGACGUAUUGGAACAUAAAAAAUACAAUGAAAACGAUGGAGAACUCGGUAGAUUGCAUGCUUCGAUAGCAUGCUGUUAUCUUCAGUUAAAUUCUCAUGAUUUAGCGCUUAAACAUGCUAAUUUAUCAUUGAAUAUCAAUAAAUCUUCAUCAAAUAUUGAAGAUAUCGAGAUUUCCUAUGUACUAAUGGGUGAAAUUUACGACGAACAACGCAAAUUCCACCUAAGCAUGGACUAUUAUGCAAAAUUAGUGAGCAGAGCAAUGGAAUGUAAUAAUUACGAAGUCAUGAAAACAGCCUGUUCGAAAUAUGUCUCGACUAUGACUUAUCUGAUCAAUGAAGAACAUGCUGAGCAAAAUAUGGAAGUUUUAUCGAAUUUCUACAGGAAAUAUGUAUUCAUUGAUGGGCAUCUAAGUUACAAUGAUUUCCAUCGACUUAUAAUGAGUAUUUCAUUAAUAUAUUUGAAAACGAAACAAUUUCAAUUGGGUGUUCGACAGUUUAGAUAUAUGUUAAAGGAUAUCGAGAUACAAUCGGAUAUUUCUGAGAAAGACAAGUUCAUUUUGGUCAUCUAUACCCGUAUUGCGUGGUUAUACGAAAAAGAUAAAAAUUAUCAUUUAGCUAUUAAUCAAUAUCAGGCAAUUUUGGACAGUGUUUCAGAAUCUAAUCAGAAGUAUUCAAUCGAUUUUGCUAUUCAAUCCUACGAAUCUAUUGGGAAUUUGUACUAUGAGUUAAAGGAGUAUACUUUAGCUAUUGAAAAGCAGAAGGAAGGCUUGUCUUUCAUUAGAAAUCUGAAUAGUGAUCAGCACGAACAAGACAUCUUUAAUUUGACCUAUUCGAUCGCGAAAUGUUACUCAGAAUUAGAAAAUGAUGAUUUCGCUCUCACCUAUUAUAGGGAAUGUGUGGAGAUUCAAAAACAUUCUUCGAUAAGCGCUGAGGAAUCCGACGACAGUGUAUAUAUGUAUGAAAUAGUCGCCGAUUCAUAUUGUGAAGAUUAUCAAUAUGAUUUAGCUAUCGAUUCCUAUGUGAAAGGUUUGAAUAUACUAGAACAAAUAUCUCCCACAGAAACUGCUCAAUUUCAUUAUAAGAUUGGGACUUGUUAUAAAAUGAAAGAAGAAAAUGAUUUAUGUAUUCGUCACUUUGAAGCAGCUCUUCGAGUCUAUGAAGAUAAUCAAUCGAACGAUAAUUUUAUGCAAUUAAUGGAUAUUUAUUUCGAAUUAGGAUGGUUUCAUCAACAUGAGAACAUGUAUGACUUAGCCAUCGAGUAUUUUCAAAAAAUGUUAAACAUUCAACUAGAUACGGGAGAGAAGAAGUGUGAUAUUGCUGACUCGUAUGUUCGCAUUGGUAAAUGUUAUCAAGAGAAACUUUUACCUGAUUUAUCUCUUGAUUAUUACGAACAAGCUCUGAAAAUAUACCUAGAAAUUGUUCAACCGAAUGUUGGAGAAAGGCGAAAGACGGCCGAUCUAAAUUGGAGAAUUGCCCGAUUGUAUCAGGCGAAAGAAGUUUGGGGCGUAGCCAUAGAUCAUUAUGAAUCUAGUUUGAAAAUGUUACCGUUUUUAAAUGAAAAGCUAAUAUUUGACUUGUUUUACCGAAUUGGACUGUGUUAUAACAAAAUGGAAAAUUAUCCUUCUGCUAUUGAGUACUUUCAAAAAGCUGAACGACAAUCAGCACAGCAAAACAUGUUCAACAUUAGAGUAGUUGAUUUGUAUGCUGAAAUGGCUUUUUGUUUCUGUAAUUUAGAAGAUUGGAAGUCGUCUGUUGAAUAUUGUACAUUGGCUUUAGGAUUCUUUAUGAGUAUGAAAAUAUCAAGCCAUCCUUCUCUGUACCGUUUGCAUAUAACUGCUGCUCACGCUUUCGGUCAACAAGAAAAACAUCAUUCAGCUAUUGAACAUUUUCAACAAGCAUUAGAAAUACAGGAAAAUCAAGACAAUCAUACUGCAGUAGAUAGAAAAUCGGAAAUGAUAUUUUUAAACAAUCAAUUGGGAUAUUGUUAUUACAUGUGUGCUGCAUACGAUACAGCUUAUGAAUAUUGUCAUAAAUCAAUUGAAGUAGCUAAAAAUUCAUCAUAUUCAACGACACAUUCUUCAAUGGUGGACAAUUACGAAUUAUUUGGAAAUAUUUAUGUACAUUACAAUGAUAAAGUGUUGGCUCGUAAUUGUUUUGUGAAAGUAUUGAAUUUGUUACAAACCAGGAAAUCAGUUUCUCCUACAGACUUAAAACGAAUUAAGAAGUCUUUAGAAAAUUUAAGAUCCAGCAGCAUGUAA
Molecule: messenger RNA, 4206 nt
Organism: Adineta ricciae
Lineage: Eukaryota; Metazoa; Rotifera; Eurotatoria; Adinetida; Adinetidae
Source: the annotation of a GenBank genome assembly